Molecule: messenger RNA, 666 nt
Organism: Contarinia nasturtii (swede midge)
Lineage: Eukaryota; Metazoa; Arthropoda; Insecta; Diptera; Cecidomyiidae
Exons: 5
Coding region: 75-485 (136 amino acids)
Source: RefSeq, a predicted model, not a curated record
AUUCGAAGGGGUUCACGUUACUAUUGCGCUCAUAAACUUUUAUUUCAUUUGAGAAAAAAACGUAUAGAAAUAAAAUGAAGUUCAUUUUGGUCGUUUGUGGUGUAAUUCUGGUGGCCAUGUUGGCAAAAGCUUUUCCAAGCGAAGCUGAAUAUGACGAAGAUCUAUUCGAAAUGGUAACUUUUGACAGAAAUGGUUUUGCCAUUAACGAAGAACAGAUUCAAUGCAUUAAAGACGGCGUUCAAAAGGUUAUCGAUGAUAAUCCCGAAUUGAAAUGGUGGUUUGAUAAAGUGAAAGAAUCAGCAACAAAAUUGGUAAAGGCUGCCAAAAAAUGUGAAACGCUCAGUGGUAUCGAACAAAAGAAAUGCAUUUUGAAAGUUAAAGUUGCUGCAAAAUUGGAGCUCCGUCGUUUGAUCAAAUUAUUGCCAGACGACCAAAAAGAAGUGUUGGGAAUACUCAAGGACGUCAUCAAGAACUGCUUAGAAUAAGUUCGUAUUGGCCAUUGGUACAUUGUCACAGGCAUGGUUUUAAUCCAAAAAUAAGCAUUUUAUAUACUCAAAACUAUGGAAACAAAAUCAAAGUUUAUGUCUCUUUUUUUGUACUGUACUCAACGAAACGACCGCAUUUUAAUAAAAAAACAUACCAAAAAAACGCACACACACAAACUUA